This is a messenger RNA of Sceloporus undulatus (fence lizard), 1352 nucleotides long. It is a transcript of the gene OTC, whose product is annotated as ornithine transcarbamylase. Gene Ontology annotation, biological process: L-citrulline biosynthetic process. The record is from RefSeq and is a predicted model, not a curated record. Bases 159 to 1208 code for a protein of 349 amino acids. Lineage: Eukaryota; Metazoa; Chordata; Lepidosauria; Squamata; Phrynosomatidae. Gene Ontology annotation, molecular function: amino acid binding; ornithine carbamoyltransferase activity. The transcript is spliced from 11 exons. Gene Ontology annotation, cellular component: mitochondrion.
CCCGGAAGUAAACAAACCCUCUGCCUCUAGCAACCGAGGCCGACUUUACCAUAGAGAGUCGCUGGGAAAACGGGCCAGAGCGGCGACGCUCCUCCUCCUGCUUCGACUAGGCCUCAGACGCUGCCAGUGGCUGAGGGAAACUUGUUGCAUAAAUCAAAAUGUCCCUAUUCAAUGCAAGGAGUACAAACAAGAUCAGCAAACAUCUGGUACAAAGUGUUCGACAUGAGCAACCUACAAAAUCUCCUGUUCAGCUGAAAGAUCGUGAUCUUCUCACUUUACAAAAUUAUACAGCUGAGGAAAUAAAAUAUUUGCUUUGGGUGGCAUCAGAUUUGAAAGAGAGAAUCAAACACAAAGGAGAGUAUUUACAUUUGCUGCAAGGAAAAUCCUUAGCAAUGAUUUUUGAAAAAAGAAGCACAAGGACUAGAUUGUCUACAGAGACUGGAUUUGCUCUCCUUGGAGGUCAUCCAUGUUUCCUCACACUACAAGAUAUUCACCUGGGCAUUAAUGAGAGCAUCACUGACACCGCACGGGUAUUGUCAACCAUGACAGAUGCAAUCCUGGCACGAGUAUAUAAACAGACUGAUCUAGAGGUGUUGGCACAGGAGGCCACAAUCCCUGUAAUAAACGGAUUAUCAGAUUCUGGCCAUCCUAUCCAGAUUUUGGCUGAUUACCUUACACUUCAGGAACACUACGGGUCUUUGAAUGGAUUGACCCUCAGCUGGAUAGGUGAUGGAAAUAAUGUUCUGAAUUCUAUUAUGCUAAGUGCUGCUAAAUUUGGGAUGGAUCUACAUAUUGCUACUCCAAAGGGUUUUGAGCCAGAUACCAUGGUGAUUCAAAUAGCUGAAGAUUAUUCCAGAAAGUACGGCACCAAAUUAUUUCUCACCUCCGAUCCACUUGAAGCUGCCAAUGGAGCUCAUGUUUUGAUCACAGACACAUGGAUCAGCAUGGGGCAGGAAGAAGAAAAACAAAAGAGAGUAAAAGCUUUCCAGGGUUACCAGAUCACAAUGCAGACUUGUAAAGUGGCAUCUCCUGAUUGGACAUUUUUACACUGUUUACCCAGAAAGCCAGAAGAAGUUGAUGAUGAAGUCUUUUAUUCUCCACAAUCACUGGUGUUUCAAGAGGCUGAAAACAGGAAAUGGACAAUUAUGGCUGUCAUGGUUUCCUUGCUGACAGAUUAUUCACCACAGCUGCAAAAGCCUACAUUUUGAUUUUUGGGUUUCUGCCAAAAGAGAAGAUUCCUCACUAACAGAAUAUUUUUUGCUCCGUGAAACUUGCCUCUCUGUGUGUCUCUGUCUCUCUCAACCAUUUUUUUAAAAUCAAAGAUCAAAAUUUAAUAAAAGAUCAGUCAGAAA